AUGAGUAUAGGAAGUUUUGCAGAAGAAGAACAAGGAGUGACAGGAUUUUUUGUCUCACCAAUUUAUAAGAUAGAAGAGAAAGUAGGAAUACUUGAAAGUCGACUUUCUGAAAUAGAAGAUGUAGAGAGACAUGUAUUAGGAAAAUUAGAUCAAAGUUCAUUAGAUUUUAAGAAAGCAAUAAGAGCAGUAGAUAAAGCUAAAAUAUCACAAGUUCAAACAUGGUUAAAAAAUAAAGAAUCUAUGUUAAUAGAAGAGAAAAAAAGAGUUCUUACUGCAAUGAAAAGAUUAUUAGCAGUACUUCCUGCAGAAGAACGAUUAGCUAUUUUAAGAAGAUUAAAAAUCGAAUAUCGAUUUAAUUCUGUUAAAGAAAUGAUUCAAGACGCUACUUCUACUAGUGGAUUUACUGAACAACAACUUCAAGAAUUCCAUAAACAACAAAUUAAAAGAGCAGAAAUUGAUAAAAAAACUGCUAUUGCUAGACAAAAACUCGCUAUGGCUGAAAUAGAAAAAAUUGAAGCUCAAAAGAAAGCUAAAGAAGCUGAAAAACUUGCUAAAGAAAAAGCUAAACAAAAGAAAGCACUUAAAUCAGUUAAAGUUGAAUUAAAAAAAGCUAAAAAAGCUGAAAAGAAAACAAAUGCAGAAUUAAAUAAAGCAGUUAAAGCUACACAAGAAAAAGCUAAAGCAGCUACUAAAAAAACAGAAACACUUAAACAACAAAUUAAACAACUUGAAAAAAAACCACUUGACAAUAAAGGAAAAGUUAAAUUAGCUAAAGUUACUAAACAAUUAAAACAAGCUGAAAAAACUCAAAAAAAAGAAGCUAAAAAAGUUGAACGUUUAGUUAAGACUAAAUAUGAAAAUAAAGUAGCUAAUAAAAAAGCUUCAAUUAAUAAACUUGAAAAACAAAUUAAAAAAACUACUGGCAAUACUAAAAAACAAUUACAACAAAAAUUAAUUAAUGCACAAAGUGAUUUAAAAACUACUCAAAUGAAAAUGAAUAAAAAAAUUAAAGCAGUAAAAGAGAAAAAUAAUGUUAAGGCUUAA
This is a messenger RNA of Entamoeba nuttalli P19, 1044 nucleotides long. RefSeq lists its product as hypothetical. The coding region runs from base 1 to 1044 and encodes 347 amino acids. The record is from RefSeq and is a predicted model, not a curated record. The transcript has a single exon. Lineage: Eukaryota; Evosea; Mastigamoebida; Endamoebidae.